Messenger RNA from Hydra vulgaris (swiftwater hydra), 3775 nucleotides. Its product is annotated as contactin-associated protein like 5-3. Lineage: Eukaryota; Metazoa; Cnidaria; Hydrozoa; Anthoathecata; Hydridae. The record is from RefSeq and is a predicted model, not a curated record.
ACUAUGAAUUAUUGACAAAGUUGAAUUGUCGUUCUGAUAAAUGUUUGAAACAAUAUUCGUUCAUAUUAAUAAUUUUAAAAGCAGUCGAGCAAUUUGUAAAAAAAAUUUUAACAGUUCUUCUAUGUUUUAUAUUUAUUUAUAAAUAAUGCAUUCAAGUUUCAUAAUUUUUAUAAGUUUCUUCAUUGUGAGUUCUGUUGCAGAAAUUGAUGUGGAUACUAAUUCCUUUUUAAUUUUCCGUCAACCACCAUUUGAAACUCAGAAAAACCAUAUAAAGUUUCGUUUUAAAACUAUAGAUGCUUCUGGCUUGAUUUUUUUAGCUCAAGGAGCAACUAAAAAAAAUUUUCUAUCACUUGAACUUUUCAGAGGAAAAAUAAGAGUUGCAGGAAACUAUGGUGAUGGACCAGAAAAUACUUUACGUCCAAUUUCUGGUUUCUAUGAAAUGUUUCUUGGAAAAGAUUUAGCUGACAAUCAAUGGCACACAGUUGAAUUCAUUAGAAAUAUUAGAGAAAAUAUAAUAUUUAUUGAUCGUGGACAAGGAAAGAUGGAGAAAUCUAUAUUUAUGAAAUCUCCUCCAACUUACAAUCAGUUAUCUGUUUCAUCUGUUGCAUUUGGAGGGUAUUACACCUUCCUAGAUAUGAGUACCGAAAUGUCUCAUGCUAGAAAAGGGCUAAAGGCAUGUUUCAGCGAAGCAUCAUUUAGUCAAUAUUGGCCAGAAAUCGACAGCAAAAAAAUUAAUUUUUUGGAUACUAAUCCUAGUAUUGAAACUAAAGGGGUAAUAAAUAGAAUUUGUCAAGAUCCACCCUACUCUCCAAUUUUUUUCCCAUCUGCUGCUACUCAUAUAGGGUUUAUUGAAAACUACACUAUUAAUUCUAUGAAAGUUGAAUUGAAAUUUAGAACAGUUAUUAAUGAACAAAUCUUAGUAAAUUAUACGACAAGCGGCAGUGGACACGUAAUUGAAUUAAAAAUUGACAGAAAAGGCCGUGUUGCAAUAGCAGUUGAGUUUAGUUCAGCUAAACAAAUAAUUGUAACUGCAAAAGAAGAUUAUCACGAUGGACAGUGGCACCAAGCUUCUUUUGAAAUAGAUAAUAAAGAAGCGACAGAUAAAUCAUAUAUUUUAAAAUUAUCUGUUGACGGAAAAACAAGACUUUCUUCUUUAAGUCAAUCAUUUUAUUUUAAUGGUUACUUAAACGUUGGGUUUGGAUUUACAGGAUGCAUGAGAGAUAUUAAAAUAAAUGACGAUGAUGUAAAAAAGGUUCGCCGAGACUGGAAUGAUCCGAAAAUGUUUUUUACAUAUGAUGACACCGGAGUGGUAUAUGAUUCUUGUAGCUUAAAAGACUAUUGCAAUCCAAAUCCUUGUCAACAUGGUUCAAAAUGCAAUCAGACUGCAGAUAAUUUAGUUUGUGACUGUCAUAAUACACUUUAUGAAGGUUCAACUUGUAACAGGCCUCGUUUUAAUUAUACCUGUGCUGGUGUGAGGAAAUCUGGAGAGAGAAGAAGUGAUGUUUAUUAUAUUGAUUUUGAUGGAAUGGGUCCAAUGGAACCUGUGCCUGCUUUGUGUGACCUUGGUAAAACAGUUGAAACAACUGUUACACAAAUAAAUAAUACAAAUUAUAAUGAUAAAGAUGUGACAACUCCUUCUGGAAUCAACAAUUUUGAUAUUGAUUAUGCAGCUAAUAUCAUUCAGAUGAGAGAACUGAUUUUAAACAGUGCUUAUUGUGAGCAAUAUGUUAAGUACACUUGUAAGGGCACACCUUUAUUUAGAUCACCAGAAGGACCACCUGCUGCCAGUUGGAUGGGAGGUGAUGAUAUUCUUCAUUAUUAUUGGGGAGGUGCCAAGGGUAACCGUGGUUAUUGUGGUUGUGGCAUGGAUGGAAGCUGUUAUAAUAUUGGCAAAUAUUGCAAUUGUGAUUCUUUAGACGCUUAUAAAGAUUUAUUUGAUGAAGGAAAUUUAACUGUUAAAAGUCAUCUACCUGUUCGUCAAGUAAAGUUUGAACAAGUAUUACAAGGUAAUUCUAUUCAUGCACUACUUCGUGUGGGACAUCUAAGAUGUGCUGGGUUUGGUUCUAGAGAAAUAGUUGCAACAUUCCGCAAGCCAUACUCUUUUUUGUCAGUUGAUCAUCCCGAUCAACCAUAUGAUAAUAUUUUUUCUGGGGGAAUUUCUUUUGAAUUUAAAACUUCUGUGGCUUAUAAUUACAUGACAUUGGUACAUGCUCAUGGACCUUUUUCUGGAGAUUAUAUGAAAGUUAUGAUCUGGUCCCGAACAAUGGUACGUGUUAACAUGAAUUUCGGUUUUGGUGAUAUUCAACAAGAUGUAGAUAUUGAAAAAAUAGGGAGGUAUAUUGAUGACAAUGAAUGGCAUGAGUUUGAUUUGGUGUUCAACUUAAAAGAGUUAAAUAUAACAUUGGAUGGUGUUUUAAUGAUCCAAGGUUUACCAUUGCAAGAAGAUCCUGUGCAAUUUAAUGUUGAUGACAAAGCUGUAUAUGUUGGUGGAAGCUAUCAUGAUGAAUAUGGCUUUGUUGGAUGUAUUCGAAGUUUGUAUGUCAAUGGAAGAAUCCACGAUAUUCGCAGCAUUGCUCAGGGUCAAGAAGAUUACGGUGUUUAUCCUGGUUGUGGAUCAGCAUGUAUGCUACUGAACCAACCUUGUAACUAUGGUCAGUGCAUUGAUCAUUAUGAUUCUUUUAAAUGCAACUGCUCAGUCUCGCCAUAUGGAGGAGAUUUUUGCCAAAAUGAAUCUUACCCAAAGAGUUUUACAAGUGGUCAAUAUAUUUCCUAUGACCUUAAAAAGGCUAAUAUAACAGACCCGAUUGCUACAGCAGUUUUUGUAGUUGGGUUUAAAACUCUUGAAGAGAAUUCAGCUUUAGCUACUCUUGAAGGAUAUAAUGAUCGUCACUUCACACUUGCCCUAACUAACGGUUACUUGACUUUGUUUUACUCAUUAAAGAAAAAAUUGCGAAACAGUGUAAAUGUGUUGACAGAUUUUGAAACAGAAAUGCUUCAAAUUUCAUCAAGAAAAUUCAAUAAUGGCGAGCACAAUUUGGCCCGCGUUAUUAUUUCAACGGACGAAAUAUUUUUAACUGUCCCUAAUUAUGAUUUAGUUGUUGGUGCUAAUAUGACUGAGCGAUUUAAAGACGAAAUGAAUAAAAAUCUCGGUACAGAAAUUGAUACAUUUGGUAUGGCAGCCACAUUUUCAGUAGGACGAAUUAUAAAUAAUGGUAUAAAUACACGCAGUUUUACAUUAGCUAGUUUCUUUACUGGCUGCAUGAGUGGCGCAAAACUAGUUCUUACACCUCUUCCUAACAUUACUCAUCGUUUUCCAAAAUCAGUUGAAAUAGACUUGUUCAAGCUUUUACAAGUUAAAACAAAUGAUCCAGAUGCAAAUCCUUAUGGCACUUUUCCAAGUGAAACUGCUAACUGCGGUCCCUCGCUUUCUAUCCCGGGCGACCUUCCAACUGUUGGUCCUGCUCGACAGUAUAAUACAGAUUCGCCUGGACUCGAUAAUUCUAUCAAAUUAUUGCCUGUUGGUAUUUGGAGUCGAGUUGUUAUUGUAGCAAUUUCGUUUAUCUUUGCUGUAAUAUUUAUUGGAGUAUUUUUUUACGUCUGCUCAUACACCCUUCGUAUGAAUUCGAUGUACAAUAAAGCAAAAAACGAAAAAAGUUUAACAACUUCAGAGAAAUCCAGUAGGUUCCCUACUAAUCAAGAAAACAUAUUAGUAAAAUCAAAUUUUGAAAGUGAUUUUUUAUAGAAUAUUUUUUCUGAAUGAUUAUUUUUAAACAAA